AUGAUUGCUGCGUUACAAAAAGUGGGCUACAGAUCGGCAGAAGCUGACAGCGAAGCUUUGUGGGCACUGGUGAGUGCAGACAACGACUCCGGUAAAAUAACUAGUGCUGAGUGGGCUGCACUAGAAAGUGUGGAGGAAGGUGCGAAAUUACCCGAAUUGUGUAGCGCAAUCUUGGAAAAAUUUGACGACUUAGAGGCCUGCUACGCAGACUGGACAAGCGAAGAGGUAUUGCGUGGAAGAGAAUUUACAUUUGGGUUAAUAGAAUCAUGAUGUUUGUGUUUCACGCCAUGGUAUCCAUCAUUUUGUGGCUUCAGUCGAUGAGAGUUGGAACCAAAUAUCAUCUAGUAUUUGAUGGUUUUAUAAAAUGGUCCCCUCGAUGAUUCAUUUUCAUCCCAAUUAUGAUUAAAUUCAUGAAUGUGAUUUACUUCCACCAUCAGUCCCUGACCCCUGACGUAUUCGCUGCGAAAGCAGCAGACUGCGGCUACGCUGGGGAUUCGGCAAAGGCCUUCUCUGCUCUCACCAAGGAAACAGAGCUGCCUUUGGAACAAUUCCAGACUCUGUUUUUGUACUACCUCGUAGCCUGCACAGGACCUGCUGUUAGUACCCUUCAAAUUACGGCUCGCGAGUACAGUUCUUUUCCAACGCUUGAAUUCUCUUCUGUCUCGUUUAUAUCGUAUUUAAGAUCAUUGAAUGUUUCAUUUGAAAUAUGUCUCUUCCCGGAAGAGAGAUGAAUUGUUUGAGCUCUAAUCAAUGAUGGAUUGGCAAGAAUUUCGAGUCAUUUACGAAGUUCCUGUACACACUCGAUCCCUCUGGAUGUAUCUCAUCCGAAUCGGCAUGGACAAAGGCACUGGCCGCACUAGGCUUUGCGGAUACGGCUAUGGCGUCGAAAGUAUGGAAGCUUAUCGACGUCACGAAGAGUGGUACUUCGUGGUCAGUGAAUUUUGUUACUCUGUAUCUUGUUUCACCCUGAAUAUCUUGGUGGUCAUCAACGCCAUCAUAUUCAGGGAUUGGAUUAUUAGAUUGAUCGCUUACGCCUGUAUUUUUACAAACCGAUGUAGCAAGCUAACCUAACCUGAAUGAACAUGACGAUGCCAUCUGAUGGUAUCAUGUAACACCUUCAAGAUGAAUUCCCUUAGGUACGGUAGGACAGCAACAAGUGGAUUUCCUAGAGCGCAUCGAUGGGGAGAAAUUUGCGGAGGGUCUAGCAGAAUUCAAGGAAUCAAUACAGGCGUCCACGGUGAUGAAGAUUUGGGAAAAGCCAGUGACCUUUUCAGUCUUCCGACAUACCUAUCGAGGCGUUUUCAACAAGGUACAGGAUCAUCGCUUUUGCACCCUGCUGCGUCCCAUUUCUUAGAAGUGAUCCUAACCGGUGCCUUUAAGGCUCGGUGUCGUACCACCCACGCUUUACUACAGAUGGAACCGAUGCUUUUGUGGGCGUUGCUAGGAGGCGGUGAGAGCAUAACCAAAGAGCGUUUUCAAGUACUGGAGACCUUUACAAGUGGUGAAUGCGAGAGUCCGAUUAGUCGAGUGCAGAAAUUUUUGCAGGACAAUUAAGGCUACUGGUACUGCUGUGAGGACGGCCCUCCGGCCUCUUUUUCUACUUGAAAAAGAAAGCUACCAAGGACCAUGCGCUGAAGGAAGAUGCGAACGGGUAUCAUGGCCUUUGACACCUUCCUUCGACGCCUUGCUUAGCUCUAAGCCACGGGUCUCAUGGCCUUUAACACCUUGUUUGCACCGCUUCCUGUCGUAUCCACCGCAGAUAUGGAGCGCGCGGCCGAGACCAAGGAGUUCAUUUCUUGGGCCACUGACGCCCAGGUAGCAGCGGCGUUGGAAGAUGGACGAGGAGGCGCAGAAGCUAGUAGUCGGCCACAGAGCGGCGGAAGUAGUCCGAGUGGCCGGCCAUCGUCACCUCCAGAUGGAAGUGUGCCAGAAGCAGAUACAAAGCCAAAAUUACCACUCUUGUUAAGGCAAUCAAGAGAGCAUCCCACUGCAGCAUGGCCCAAAUAAGCAAGAGAGCAUCUACUUGAACAAUCGAGAAAGCCAAUUGAACACGGGCUCUUUAUUUCCAAACGGGAGAAGAAGUUUCCAAGGAUAAAUAUUAUGAUUCCCAAGGGAGAUGCAUCAACGCGAUAUCUCUAACUUUGUCACGAACUGUGAGCUGUUACAAGGGUCGGCAAUGGAUGCAGCAAUUUUAUAACGCUGUGGGGGACGCUACACGAGGCAAAAACACUGCCAGCUCUUCAUCCUCAUCAUCGUCAUCAAAAAGAUGGAUCCACUUUUUUCCUCGAGUAGGUGGUGAUGCGCUGCCUUUAUCAGCGGACGUGGACACCAGCAGUGACCCUGCGAACGCAAAAGUCGCAAGAUGGCAUCAUGGUAAGAAAAGAUGAAUGAUAGAUACGUAGUUAUUAGUUCUUGACGCCAGCAGCGACCCUGCGAACCAUGCAACAUGGUCAUCCACAAAAUAGUCUUCAACAAUCAAACACAACAGCCGAAGCUUGCCUGGACUUGACGUCGUUUGCAGAAAGUGGCGUUUUUAGUGGCACACUGUUUCUUUCACGAAUUGCCUCAUGUCCUGCUGAAUGUCCGGCACCUGACGGGGUAAGUCCCGUCUGUUUCGAGAAGAGAGGAACUUUUCUCAAAUUUUCCCUCUCCUUCUCAAGGUUACAAACUCUCUGUUAUGGUUACAAUACUCAAGAAGGUGACAAUUAUUCUCCUUAUCAAGGUCACAAUUUUCAAGGAUGCAGGGAGUUUCUUUCUGGUAGGAAGAUGGAGUGCUGCAGCUUCUAGUUGAUUUUGAUUCUCUUUUGGGAUCUAAUCAGUGGCCUCUUCAUUACUGGCUAAUCGACUGUUUUGGAACCAGUGACGCAUUCUCAUCCAUGUGCAUUCUAAUCCUAUCCCCGGCCGCUCAGUGUGGCGAGUAGCAUAGAAGACGCCUUGUUUGGCGUAGAUCCACAUCCGAAGGCGCCACAAAAACGACCCGAGGAAGACUUUGAUGAAGCGGUCGUGAAAGCGCUGGCAUACUUAGGCAGGGAGUAUGCAGAUUUUGCGCACGAACUAGGACUGGAGACGCAUGGUGACGAGAAGGUCCUCGGUCCCCUCGGAUGGCGAGACUUGCUGGAUCGCAUUGAGUUAUGGUGGUCAGGAGUACAACUACAGCUAAGAAUAAUUUGUCUCCGCCUCAGUACUAGAUGAAAUAUACUCCCACACGACCUUAUGGUGUUUCAAAAAAUUGUGACUCACACGACACGACCCGCUGCUAUGUAACGCUAUAGUCAUUCAUCACUCGGCGAUCCAGAGCGAGAGAGGAAGCUGAUGAACAGUUUGAGGCCUGCUUUGCAGAAACUAGUCCGAUCACGCGUAGUAACCUACGGUCGUGAGAGGUUACCUUGCGCAGGCUUGUACGGUGACGAGCGGGACGCAAAAUACACCGAUAUGUCGAGGGAACUGUGCGCCUUGAUAUUCAGGACUUUGAAUUUAUGAAGCGAGCACUAUUGAACAAAUAUGAUAAGCGGGGCUUAUUUAUAUUUUUCGAUUUCACUUUCUUUUGUGCAUUUGAGAUCAUGUGCAUGGAAGACGUGUGUUUGUCUGUGACCUGCUAGCGUCGAGGUGUCAACCACAUCGAUGAGACAUCGACCUAACUGCUGCCAGGUCUCUCUCUCUCUAAGCCAAAGCGAAGCGCAGAAGUAUGCGUGGCGACGAGAUAGCAAAUUGUGGAAGAACCCCCCGAACCCUUAUGAAGCCGAACACUUCUGGGAGCCCGAUGAGCUGAAAAAGCAGUUGGACUUGAAGGAUGAGCAAUUUCAACGGCUCGCCUUAGAAGCUGAGAUGUAUGGUGAUGUUGCAAGAGCAGGCAAAUUGUGGAGACAAAGACUCGCGUUGGAGAAGAACUUAUGUUGGCACGGAGAUGAAUUAGUUGUGGUUAAUUAAUCUUAAUUUUUUCUUGCAGUGUUGUGGUUAAUUAAUCUUAAUUUUUUCUUGCAGUGGGGAAAGUGCUGGUAGAGGUGUAGUGUUGAGUGCGAAAAAUUUUCAGUUUUGGCGACGUUGUUGUUCCUUCGUAGUCGGUUAUACUUGGUUUGUUGUUGCUUAUGAACAAGCCACGGUUUUUGGUUCCUCACUAAGGCGGCGUCCUUUGUAGCUUUUUUAACUUGAUAGAUUACAUUCAUAAUCUUGUCUACCUGAGAAGAUAAUCACGCAAAACACCCACCAAACCGCUCCUUCCUCUAACACAUCUCGUGAAUUUCGAGGCUUGGUUCCACUACUCGCGGUUCUUGUUGCGCGGUGAAAAGCUCCAGAUGGAAGCGGAGAAAGCACUGAUGUAUACGAUAAGCAUCAAGCGAUCUCUCGAUGCCGCUACAACAGACAGUAUUAGUUUUACAUAUUGAGAUUUGGUUAGGUGGUUACAUGGGGUGCCCUACUCGUUUGACUUUGAUGUUUAUAGGUCUAGUUUAUACAUAGUAGUUGUUAAUCACCUGAGGUAGUUUGCCCUAGUACCUGCUUGGAGAUUUAUUUCAUUGACAGUGUCCGGGGUGUUGACGUUGGAUUUCAACGUACUACUAGCUAUUUGACAGGUUUACUGCUGAUGUCGUUGCUGUUCCUGAACCGACAAGACGGAUCUUCGGAGAGCCAAGAGGGCGCUCUCUUUUUCGCCAGCGAGUGCGCCAAACGCAGCCCGACUGGCUUCUCCAGUCAGUUUUUGCUGUUCCUUGUGCACGCCUUUGAGCACGCAAGAGGAGGUGAUUUCGAGGAUCGCGUGAGCGCGCUCAAGUACCUCCACCUCGCGCGUGCCCCUAGGACCUUCUUUCGCGGAGCGCUGCCAGACGGCGAGACGAGCUUUCUGGCACUGCAGAAGGACGAGAAGGUUAGGGCAGGGGAAGUCUUUCCGGAAGACGCGCCUGCGCCAGAGGAACGAACAGCAUCUCACGAGGAUAGUUCCGAGUCUGCGGCCGUAGACAAGUGGACAGAAGAAUUUCCGGCAUUCGUGGCGUAUGACAAGGUACAAAUCCACAUCACUUGUUUGUGAGAUAAAAAGAUUGUGUCAUGAUCAUUCUUGGAAAACAACUUGUAAUUAGUGGUGAUUCUACUUUCUAGGUGCAUGCUCUGCCGGACGGCGCAGAUUCACGAACAGUGGACAUAGUGGACAAGAUACUGUAUUUGGGAGUCGCUUCCGUCGCGAAAUUCAUCCUCUUAGACCAAGAGUAUGGGCUCCUGUCCGAAAAAACCAGGGACAGUGAGAAAGUGCGUUUACAGCUAGCGAAAUGCUACAUGCUGGAGGACGACUGGCCAGCUGCUUGCAACGUGCUGCAGCAACUGCUGUCCGAAGUCACGGAACAAAACUGCGAAGCCUGGGCUAUGCUUGGUACUACGCUCAAGAUGUGACUGCUGACUAUGCUCAAGAUGUGAAUGCUUGGUGCUACGCUCAAGAAGAUGAUUUUUAGAUUGCGAUCAAGCUGCCUAUCGUGAUUUUUAGAUCUUGAGAUAGAGAUGCACCAGGACGAUUCAGAGCAAGUUAUAAGAUCGUCCUGGUGCAUCUUCAUCUCAAGAUGGUGUAUUCCUUGCUCCUGGGGUGUUCGGAAAAACGAGCCAACUUAAAACAAUUUGAAAGGUGAAUGCGAGUAUCGACAGGGCGCGAUGUCAAGAGCGCAAGAUGCGUUGGAGAAGGCGCUUUCUUUUCUGCCAACCGAUUCUCCACAGCCAACGGACGAUCCAGUCUUAGCUCUCAGGCUUGGCGCUAUAUAUCUGCAGGCAGGGAAGCUAGACGAAGCAGCCGAAUUCGUCCUAAAAAGUCUAGAAACGUUAGUGACAAGCGAAGCAUGGAAGAUAUUAGGGGUAACGAGUGUUGUUAUUCUCACUCUACUUUCAUAAACAAAUAUUCUUACGGCUUCUUUCCCGUCGACACUUUCAUCUUAACAAAAGACUCCUGUUGGGAGUGUAGUUCGAUUCAUUCAUAGGAGUGGCCAGAUUUAGUACUUACUACGUGGUAGGUAAGAUAAGAUUUUUGACUCUCUAAGGUUCACAAGUUUACUACGUGGUAGGUAGUGGUCCAGAUUAUCACUUACUUUGACAGAUCUACUACGUGGUAGGUAGUAGUCCAGACUAUCACUUACCCCGACAGAUCUGCUACUCACACAGAUCUGCUACUCACGGAAAGGAGCAAAUGAGAAAAGUCUGGUAG
This is a messenger RNA of Amoebophrya sp. A25, 6172 nucleotides long. Lineage: Eukaryota; Dinophyceae; Syndiniales; Amoebophryaceae. The record is from the annotation of a GenBank genome assembly.